AUAUGAGCCAAGAUACCUAACAGAGACAGACCUCCUGAUAACUGUCCCACAGACGUGUGAGCUCUUAGAUUCUUGUUUUUUUUCCCCCUAGAUGCUCUGUUUGCAGACUGAUUGAUUUCAGCAAUGAAAAAAAGUUUUAUUCAGAUAUUUGGCUUUUUAAUCUCAUCGCUCGGAUGGGUGUUCGUGCUUUGCACCAUGGCAAUGGACAACUGGAGGAUCGCACAAACAGGAGGACAAGGUGGAUCUUUCAUCAUCAAGGCGGCCUGGUACUGGUCCAACCUGUGGAAGGACUGUUAUACGGAAUCCUCAUCCGUCACAAACUGCAAAGAUUACACAGUUAUCUGGGGUGUCACCUAUUAUGUCCAGGCCGUAAGAGGGCUGCUCAUGUGUGGGUUGACUCUCGGAUUCUUCGCAGUGGUGUGUUGCUUUGUUGGGAUGGAGUGUACAUAUAUUGGUGGUGAAGAUAAAACCAAAGACAAAGUGGUUUUUGCAGGAACAGUGUUUCAUGUUUGUGGUGGUGUGUCAACUCUAGCUGCCUACUGCUUAUACAUCAACAGGGUUGCCAGAACACUUUUUGCUGCCAAGACACGAGGAAAUUUACCAUACGAGUUAGGAGCUCCCAUAUUUCUGGGAUUAGUGGGAUGCUUUUUAAUCAAUUUGGGGGCUGUGCUUUAUGCUGUAACAGUCUCCAGAAUAUUCUGCCCUGGAAGGAGAGAGGUACAAGUCUACAGGGGAGGCACACCUGCCUCCAGAGAAAGAUCGCUGUAUGCCAGAUACUACCACCCCUCCAGGAUGUAUGGAACUUAUGUAGGCUCAGGAAGAUCCAGCAGCAAGAUCUCAAGGCUUUCUCAGACAACAGCAAUAAGUCUUUCAGAAAGAGAUUCAUUUGUGUAGCAUGCAAAUCUAUUGUAUACAUAUAUUCCCAUAA
Messenger RNA from Melanotaenia boesemani (Boeseman's rainbowfish), 928 nucleotides. RefSeq names its product claudin-10 (gene cldn10l2). Gene Ontology annotation, molecular function: structural molecule activity. The record is from RefSeq and is a predicted model, not a curated record. Gene Ontology annotation, biological process: bicellular tight junction assembly; cell adhesion. Gene Ontology annotation, cellular component: plasma membrane; bicellular tight junction. The transcript has 5 exons. NCBI's taxonomy places the organism in Eukaryota, Metazoa, Chordata, Actinopteri, Atheriniformes, Melanotaeniidae. Bases 124 to 894 code for a protein of 256 amino acids.